AUGGCACUUUCCUGUUUGGUGUUACACCGACUCAACUUUUCCAGUCUCGGGACCCGGUAUCUGAUUGGCACAUGGUCCAUCAUCAGUGAACAGCCGGCAACAGUGUGGCAGCAGGGCUGAUAAGUGAUUCAUAUGGAGGAUGAUAGCCGUGGUCCAGGUGGAUUUCACACUGCAACACUUUACUGGACCCCUUAGUCAAUAUGUUUUAACCCAGCUGUUUUAAAUGUGGAACAUGUAGACGGCACAGUCCUUCAUACAAACUGUAAUUUCUUUCUUAAGCGAUUAAAAGGACACUUCUACAAUGUAGGGGCUUUUAACAAAGUUGAAUUUCCAAUAUGGUAGGAGAGGUUGUUGUUGUUGAGCGGAUUGUUGUCAUGUCCCCGCAGUGCCUGUAGUGGUGCUGUGAGGAGUCUGCUGUGGAUCCAACAAAAAUCCUCAGCAGCCUACCUACUGCUUGUAAUUUGCUCUGGAUAGCCUAUAUUUACAUGCAUCCUUAUUUCAAGAUACACCGAGCUCGAUGAAGAUCACUGUUACUAUCCUAUCUCGACUAUCGAUGCACAAAUAGCCUAGCUGAUUCUAAUAGACAUUUCGGCCGUCUAUCUGGAGCGAAUACCUUACACAGCCCAUACCAAUUCAAGCUGAUGUUGUCAAGGACACGAGUCACGUGAUGUAUGAAGGCAAACACAUACACUUCUCAGAGGUGGACAAUAAGCCAUUGUGCUCAUACAGCCCAAAGCUCUGCAAGCAGCGCAGACUAAAUGGCUAUGCUUUCUGUAUCCGGCACGUUCUGGAGGACAAGACAGCCCCCUUCAAGCAAUGUGAAUAUGUGGCUAAGUACAACAGCCAGCGAUGUACCAACCCCAUUCCCAAGUCAGAGGACCGCAGGUACUGUAACAGUCACCUGCAGGUUCUCGGCUUUAUCCCCAAGAAGGAACGGAAAAAGAAACACGAUGCUUUGGAGGACAUGCGUUCACGGGCUCACCUGGAGUCAGUGGCACUUAACAUAACUGUGCCCUCUCUUGCUCUGAAAGCUCCCAAUGGUCUAGAUGAACUUCCACCAUCUCCCCCCUGUACACGUCUGUUACCCCUCCCUGAUGGGGAACUCCUGGACCCUUUUGCCUUUUAUGAGGAUGACACAGAUGGGGAGGAGGUGGGUACUCCUCGGAAGGGCAAUGCCAUCAAGAAGAAAUUACAGAGUCGGCUGGUGCUCAACCAGAAACUCUGCCAUGACACGGACCUCUUCCAGCCACCUCCUGAGCACUUUAGUCCCUCUCCUGUCCCCCGUGUCCACCCCUCCUCACCGCUCAACACUCAUCUCCCUCGGCAGCCGUCAGGUCUUCUCCAGCCGCCCCAGCACUCCAGCGUGACUUCCUUCAUCUUCCCAGGACAGCAGCAGGGUUUAUUAUGCAAUCCACCACCACCUCAGACGGUCAACUUUCUGCCUCCAGGGAUGCCUGCUAAUGCAGCACCCAGUCCAGUGCAACCUUCUGGGCCGUCACUCAGCAGGAAAAUGCCUUUCACUGCUACUCACUUGCCUGUCAGUUGCAAGGACAGUGGCAGUAACAAUCAGCGGCAUGUGGUUGUCAUGCGCCCCACUGCCUUCUCACCUUCUGCCAGCUGUUUGGCCAGGUUGCAACAUCUUGUGCAGCUCUGUGCCAAGAGACACCGGGAGCAUGGAGACCUCUUUCCACAUCUAGGAUUGGACUGGUCAGAAGAUAGUGCUGAUGAUGAUGAUGAUGAUGAAGAGGAGGCAGAGAGAUUUGUUCCUUUUCAGACCUCUUGGAGACCACAGAAUGGGUUGGAAGACGACUGCGGUUCCUCUCGGAGAACACGGCUACUUAGGCUUUGCUCGUACCUCCAGGAGAAAUACAAGCACAUGUGCAGGCAGGAGAGAGCGAGUAUCCGCCAAAAGAGAUACCGCUAUGCCUUCCGCAAAGCCUUGUUGCACGCUGCCAGUAACAACCCAGACUGCGCUGGGCAGCUGAUCCAGGAUGUCGGUGGUGCCUCUCGAAGCUCUUCAAGUGUGGCUCCAGCAAAGCAGCAGACCACAGAUACAGGGACCUGCACUGGCAGCACAAAGGGCCAGGCCUGCAACAACAGAGCUCUGCCCUUCACUCAACACUGCUUUCAGCACAUUCUGUUGAAUCGUUCCCAGCAGCUCUUUGCUAGUUGCACAGCCAAAUUUGCAGAUGGUCAGCAGUGCUCCAUCCCUGUGUUUGAUAUCACGCACCAGACGCCCCUGUGUGAAGAGCAUGCCAAAAAGAUGGAUAACUUCCUGCGUGGGGAUGGAAACCGACGAGUGCAGCACCAGCAGCAGCAACAGCGAAAGCCACGUAAAAAGACCAAACCACCGGCGCUCACCAAAAAACACAAGAAGAAGAGAAGGAGAGGGCCACGGAGGCCUCAGAAACCCAUCCCUCCAGCGUUGCCACAGGGGAACCUGGGAAUGCCUUCUACAAGUCUAGCAAUGCCCUCACAGGCUAGCAUCAGGAGCCCUUCAACUCCAGACCUAAGUACAGAGGAGCUUCCUGACGAUAUCACCAAUGAAAUGGCAGACAUUCCAAAUGACCUUGAGCUAAACCAGGAGGAUUUUUCUGAUGUGUUACCCCGACUACCUGAUGACCUGCAGGACUUUGACUUGUUUGAAGGUAAGAAUGGAGAGCUCCUGCCCACCACAGAGGAGGCUGAGGAACUGGUGCGUGCACUGCAGGCUAUGGGGUCCUACCCAGACUCCUUGGUGUGCCUGACCUCCAUGGGAGACCUGGCCCCAUCCGAAGGAGUGGACCACAGAGCCAUGACUGUGUUCCCUGGUCCAGUCCAGCCAGGGACCAUGGGGGAUCUACUCAGCAGCCGCAUCCCCACAGAGAACUUCACCAGCCUUGAGCUGGAGGACAAUAUACUGCAAUCCACUGGGGGACACUUUCCCCCCUCACCGCCAUCUCAGCCCACUAACCAGCCCCCAACUUCGUGCUCCAACCUGACCUCAUCUUCUUCUACAGUAGCCCCCUCCACCACCUCCCUGCUCACUCAGACCUCCAUUACAGAGCGAACGUUUUCCCGGACGCACACAUCUCAUGUCCUGGCCAAGUCGGACGCACCCACAUCAUCUCCCCAAGGCAGCCACUACAGCAGUGAGCAUGUGCCAUCCCCAUACAGUGACCACAUAUCUUCUCCCCAUGCCAGCUCCUUCCAGUCUGACACCCCUCUGCUGCUGGAGGUCCCUCUCAGCGGGGUACCAGGACCCCCACGCUCGUCAUGGAAUAAUCUCCCUCUCCCCAUCACCGACCCCACGCAGUUUGGCAAUCUCAUAGGAUCGGAAAGUCAUCUCAUAUCCACUUCCCUGUCCACUCCCCCGGCCACCACCCACUCUGUGACGCUGCAGCCUAUGGCUGCCCUUUCAGCGAUGCCUCAGAGCGGCUUGACAGGUUUAACAACUCCCCCUGCCCCCUCGUCCUCCCUCCCAUCCUCCUCACAUGAUCUUCUGACCUCCACACAGCCCAAGCAACAGCUCCCUCAGUUCAGCGCGGCCUUUGGCCAUCAAUUGGCCUCCCACAGUGGCAUCCCGAAAGACGUGCAGCCCAGCCACAGCUCCACAGCACCCCCCGCUGGCUUCUCCAUAGUUAGUGCCACUGCUGCAAGUGCCAACAGCGCCACACCACCCUUCACGCAAAGUAAAUGAGAGCAGGCGGCCUGCAGCGGCUGCAUGAUGGUCUGUGGACUCGCAGUCACUUACAAUCCAGUCGACUGGCUUCUGAUUGACCACCCCACUUCAUCUGCUACAUGUGUGCAAUGUGGUAAUAGUGCACUAUUUGAUAAUGAAUUUGCACAAACUCAGAUUUUCCUCAAUAUUUUCUAUUUUGUUCUUUAACCCUGUAGCCAGACUCUGGGAUUUUAAGUCAGUGUGAGCCCACUUGUUUGAUGCCUUGUGGUUUCGUCAGCAGGGGGUUACAGUCAAAUCUUUCAGAUUUUGUGAUGAAAGAAUCGGGUGAAAAUUGGCGGAAGGACCUUAGCAGAGAUUAUCUGUGUCACAGUGCUCAGAAUUCAUAGAAGCCUCAAUCAGUGGUCGGUUUUGUUUGCUUUGCCAGUUAAAGUCCUGUCUUAAAAUGAUCAACUGUACCCUGCCUUGCUCAGAUGGCCAUUGCAUUUAAAAAAAAAAAAAAAAAAUUAUUCCACCUUUUUCAUACACUGCUUCUGUCACGCCCUGAAAAACAAGAGUACAAGUUGUGAUAUUUGUGACCCAUUAUGUUUCAAGCUAUUUAACUGUUAUCAUGAUAUAGAAUCUUACUGAGUCAGAUUUCACAGUCAUACGAAUUUACCAAAAUACUUUUAAACAGCUGUUUUUAUAUUGUGUAUACUAUAUAUGUGCUCAUUUAUUUGUUUGCUCAGACGUCAAAAUCUCUGACCUCACCAUUGGUUGUGGGACUCUGAGUGGCCUAGUAGACACUUGAAGGUAAAUAUAGUUUCUUAAAGCAAUAAACACAUUAACAUAACUCUAGCAUUUAAGAUAUUUUAUUGGUCUCAUUACAUGUAGCUUCACUUGCUGAAUCAAGGCUGGAUCAGGAAUAUACUUUGGCUUCUAUAACUGUUGUAAACUCUGUAUUUAUACAACAGUUUCACUCAACACUAGAGCGAACAGAAACCAGUGAUCAGGUCAACCUGACUUCUUGUCUCGGGUCAUACUGAGUGGAUUUGUGAGGCUAAUAAAUGAGUUUCAGUGUUAUAGUAAUGGUGAUGAUGGAGUAAUCCAGGGACUUUAAGUGUCUACUCUCAAAGGUGCUCUCUGGUCCACAUGUACAAUGGUCUUUAGUGACUUGCAUGGAAACCCACUAUAAGACGUUAAGGCCGCACUACCCUGAAAAGGUUUAGGCAGUGAACUGGCACUGGAAAUGAAUACUUUACUCAUUAGCUAGGUGUAAUGUGAUGGUAUAAACUGGUGUGUUGAGCACAUCUGAGGUAAAGCACUGUCUGUUUUACUCAGUUAUAAAGUGAUUUUAAGAGAAAUGAUGCAAACCUGGGGCCUGGAUUUGAUUUUAGAAAAAUGAGGACUGUCUGUCUGUGACUCAUACAGCAGUAAAACCAUGGCUUUUGAUAGAUAUUAUAUUAGACAUUUGACAGAUCUGUCAUACAUUGUUGAGUAUUAGGUAUAUAGAGUAGCAGUCUCUAUCUUGGGGUUUGUUGGUGAAUUGUUGAGUAGCAAUGGAUUGAAAUUGUUUUUUGCGAUGUAUUCAGUGGAACCUGUGUCUUGUAGAAUGAAUCUCUCGUAUUUAAUGGCUAUCAAAAUGGUUGUAAGUUCUGUUUGAAGUUGGAGGGAUCAAUGUUUGUAUGCUAUGUAUGCUUUCAUUUUGUUUUUAAUAAUAUUCUGAUGGAGAAUAUUUUUUGAUAGCUAUUAAACACCAGGAAGAAGUCUGAGAUCGCAUGGGCCAGUGACCUUUUGUGUAAGAGCAUUAUAAUAUCAAUAUUAGAUUAUGGUCAUUGGCUCAAUUGUCGGUGGUAUGAAACAUUGGAAUAUAUGCAUCGCCAUUUCAUUUCAUUUUGUGGAGAAAAACUGAUCAACAUACAGUAUGUUGCUUUUUCAACACAGAUUUGCACAGGAGUGGAUGAGGCCGAGGGUGUUUCACAUGUCCCAUGUCUGUCUUUGUUUUGUUCUGUUUUUUUUGUUUGUUUUUUUUUUUUUUUUGCUCGGACGCUCAUUAAAUGAACAGCUGCCAUCAUUACCAGCUCUGAGCCUGCACCAGACCCCUUGUUUCCAGCUGUGAGAAGGCCCAGUUCUGUCUCUCCCUUCCAAAGAGAAAACACAUUAUGAAGUGUAAACCUGUAGCUUCACCAGAGACGACUGGGCUUCUCAGUGACUGCAGUGUUUGUCAUAGUCAGGUUGGAAGAAAAUGUUUGCAAGGCAAUACUGCUGUAUCCACAUAGCAUGAGAUUAGUCGCUGCACCAGUUUACUCUCUCAACAACCACGUAGAACAAAAUUAACAGGGCUCGUAGGUAUAUGUAACUGCUUGAAUUCAGAGAUGGCUGACAAAUUCCUAUACUCAUUGAAUGUACUGUAUUACUGUUUUUAAAGAUAGGAUGAGCUAAUCUAGUCACCUUUUGUUAUUGGUCCUUGUUUAAUUUGUCUAAGGUAUUUUUUGUAUACAAAGGUUUACAUUUUUAUGUAUAUUUUUCUUGUGUACAAAUUAUGUAAUAUGUGUACAAACACUGUAUGUAAUAUCUGUAUAUAGUGUGAGAAAUUUGAUCUUUUGUUUUUGGAUGUAUAAAUAAAACUUGCUGUGAGGUA
This is a messenger RNA of Seriola dumerili (greater amberjack), 6278 nucleotides long. RefSeq names its product INO80 complex subunit D (gene ino80da). The transcript is spliced from 10 exons. The record is from RefSeq and is a predicted model, not a curated record. Gene Ontology annotation, cellular component: nucleus. Lineage: Eukaryota; Metazoa; Chordata; Actinopteri; Carangiformes; Carangidae. The coding region runs from base 668 to 3679 and encodes 1003 amino acids.